GGCAAAUAAGCACUAUUAAAGCUCUGGCUGGAAACUGCAGCAGAGAAAUUCAUUUCUGUCAUCUAAUCUAAUCUUCUACAUCAAGCCACAUCAUGUUGAACAAGAACAUUCUACUGUUGUCUCUUCAGAUAAGUCUUCUAGGAACCACUCUUGGUGGGAAUGUCCUGAUUUGGCCAAUGGAAGGUAGUCAUUGGCUAAAUGUUAAGAUAAUUAUAGAUGAGCUGAUUAGGAAAGAGCAUAAUGUGACUGUCCUAGUCGCUUCUGGUGCACUUUUCAUCACACCGACCUCUCACCCAUCUCUGACAUUUGAAAUAUAUAAUGUGCCCUUUGGCAAAGAAAGAAUAGAAGGAGUGAUCAAGGACUUUGUUUUGACAUGGAUGGAAAAUAGACCAUCUCCGUUAACCAUCUGGAGAUUCUAUCAGAAGAUGGCCACAGUCAUCAAAGACUUCCACAUGGUGUCUAGAGAAAUCUGUGACGGUGUUCUCAAAAACCAAAAGCUAAUGGAAAAGAUGAAGAAGAGCAAAUUUGAGGUCUUGGUAUCAGAUCCAGUAUUUCCUUGUGGUGAUAUAAUUGCUUUAAAACUGGGAAUUCCAUUCGUAUAUUCUUUGAGGUUUUCUCCAGCCUCAACAGUGGAAAAACACUGUGGGAAGGUACCAUACCCACCUUCCUAUGUUCCUGCUAUUUUAUCAGAACUCACUGACCAGAUGUCUUUCAGUGACAGAAUAAGAAAUUUCAUUUCCUACCAUCUACAGGACUACAUGUUUAAUACUCUUUGGAAAUCGUGGGAUUCCUACUACAGUAAAGCUUUGGAUGGUAGCCAUUGGUUAAAUAUUAAGGUCAUUUUAGAAGAGUUGAAUCGAAGAAAUCACAAUGUGACUGUGCUGGCUUCAUCAGAGACCAUAUUCAUCAACUCCAGUCCUGAUUCUCCUGUGAAUUUUGAGGUGAUACCUGUUUCCUACAAGAAGAGCAAUAUCGAUUCCUUCAUUGAACAUAUGAUAAUGCUGUGGAUACAUCACAGACCAACUCCUCUCACACUCUGGGCUUUCUACAAAGAACUAGGAAAACUCCAAGAGACUUUUUUUCGAAUUAAUAUCCAAAUCUGUGAUGGAGUAUUAAACAACCCCGAGUUAAUGGCAAGACUUCAGAAAGGUGGUUUUGAUGUGUUGCUGGCUGACCCGGUAACAAUCUGUGGAGACCUGGUUGCUCUGAAAUUAGGAAUUCCAUUUAUGUACACGUUGAGGUUCUCUCCAGCCUCAACAGUGGAGAGACACUGUGGGAAAAUCCCAGCACCAGCCUCCUACGUACCGGCAGCCCUUUCCGAGCUCACUGACCAGAUGACCUUCAGCGAAAGGGUUAAAAAUACCAUAUCUUAUCCUCUGCAAGACUAUAUAUUUCAAUCCUACUGGGGAGAAUGGAAUUCAUACUACAGCAAAGUUCUAGGAAGACCCACUACAUUGUGUGAGACUAUGGGGAAAGCAGAAAUUUGGCUAAUCCGAACAUACUGGGAUUUUGAAUUUCCUCGUCCAUACUUACCUAAUUUUGAGUUUGUAGGAGGACUGCAUUGUAAACCUGCCAAACCGUUACCUAAGGAAAUGGAAGAAUUUGUCCAAAGUUCAGGUGAAGAUGGUAUUGUGAUAUUUUCUCUGGGAUCAAUGGUCAAAAAUCUCACGGAAGAAAAAGCCAAUCUCAUUGCCUCAGCCCUUGCCCAGAUUCCACAGAAGGUUUUAUGGAGAUACAAAGGAAAGGAACCAGCCACAUUAGGAGCCAACACGCGGCUCUAUGAUUGGAUACCACAGAAUGAUCUUCUUGGUCAUCCCAAAGCAAGAGCUUUUAUCACUCAUGGUGGAACCAAUGGAAUCUAUGAAGCUAUCUACCACGGGGUGCCAAUGGUGGGGGUACCCAUGUUUGCUGAUCAGCCUGAUAACAUUGCUCACAUGAAGGCCAAAGGAGCGGCUGUGGAGGUGAACAUAAACACAAUGACAAGUGCAGAUUUGCUCAGCGCCUUGACAACAGUCAUUAAUGAACCUUCUUAUAAAGAGAAUGCUAUGAGGUUAUCAAGGAUUCACCAUGAUCAGCCAGUGAAGCCCCUGGACCGAGCAGUCUUCUGGAUCGAGUUUGUCAUGCGCCACAAAGGAGCCAAGCACCUGCGGCCAGCCGCCCACAACCUCACCUGGUACCAGUACCACUCUCUGGAUGUGAUUGGGUUCCUGCUGGCCUGUGUGGCAACUGCUAUAUUUUUGGUCACAAAAUGUUGCUUGUUUUCUUACAGACAAUUUGUUAAAACAGGAAAGAAGAAAAAGAGAGAAUAGAUCUUUCUAAGUGUGGUAAAGGCUUCAAUGGGCAAUUCUGUUCUUUCUAGCUACAGUAACCUUAAUGAAAGCAUAUCAUCUCCAUCCUGUUUUCAAAAUUCUCAUUCCUCUACCUCCUUAUACCAGAGAUAAAGUUUUUAAUUCAAUAAUAUCAUUAAUUAGUUAGCAUGUCCUAUUCAUCCUUUGUCUUCUCCCAGCUGGCUUUACCCUCUUUUUCAAACUUUCCUGAUAAGGACACACUAGUAAUUUUAUGUAUAUUCUAUUCAUAUUAUACAUUUUUCUCUAUUUUUAACCUUAACUAAUAUGCUGAAAGACAAUUUGGUGAAUCCUGGGAAACAUACAAGUAGAAACUGAGGCUGAUAGAUUCAGAGAAGACAGAAGACUAAAAUUUACAAGUUCCCCUAGAACAUAUAAAUUAGGAGACCAUCAUAGGAGGCUAGUGUGUUAAUAAGAAGGGUAAUGAUUUCAUUUGUCAUAAAAAUAAGACCUUUUGACUUCCCAGUGUUCCUGGGGUCAGAGCAUGAAUUGAACUAACGGUGACGGUUCAUCACGCCAGGAAAGGUCUACAGAUUUUCAUUGAAAACAUAGAUAAUCACACCUACAUUCCUGCCUUAAGUCAGCAAGUAUUCUUGUGUGUCCUUGAGUGCAAGAGUCUGGGCACUGCCUUCAAACAAAAGAGACUGACUGAGUCCUUGCUUUUUCUCGGGGACAGAAAAUGUCAGCAGAAUGUUAAAGGUGAAUAGAUGAUUUUUAGAGAAAACAAUAAAUAUAGAAAAAAAGUUUUAAAGAUUUAUGAAAUGUUAAAAAUACAAUUGAUAAUCUUAAAGUCAAAUAUCAAUUCAUUAUAUUUAAAUACAUUAAUGCUCAAAAUCCAUAAUCAUUAUUUAUAAUCAAGGCUUUGUUUUCUGUCAAAAAACAAAUAUUUACUUUGAAUGUAAAAUCUUUAUAUUGGUUUUCAGUCUCUAUCCUCUACAAAUUUAAAUUCAUCAAUUAAUUGUUAUGCCAAGGAUAUAAGAUGUUAGUAGACCUCUCAAUCAAGCAUAUGCUAUAGUAUAUUUUUAUUAAAGCACUAAUUAAAGACAAAUGUUCAUAUUCAAAUCAGUUUUGAUUAAUUUAAUAAAUAGAUUAAAGAUUGCACUUUCUUUUCCCCUUAUAAACUUAAUGACAUGUCUAACUAAAGUUUUAAUUUUAGUACUUGAUAUAGUUGAAGAAAUAAAUAACAUCCAUUGUCUUACCGAAAUUUUUGAAAUUCUUAUUUAUUUCAAUAUGGUAUAUUGAAAAUGUUUUCCAAUUUGAAAAUAAUUGUAUAGUGGUAACACAAGUAUUUCUUCUUGAAUAUGUACAUUACUGAAAAUGCAAAUAAAUUCUACACAUUUUUU
Messenger RNA from Vicugna pacos (alpaca), 3688 nucleotides. Its product is annotated as UDP-glucuronosyltransferase 2A2. Lineage: Eukaryota; Metazoa; Chordata; Mammalia; Artiodactyla; Camelidae. The record is from RefSeq and is a predicted model, not a curated record. Gene Ontology annotation, molecular function: glucuronosyltransferase activity.